This is a messenger RNA of Phoenix dactylifera (date palm), 3387 nucleotides long. The record is from RefSeq and is a predicted model, not a curated record. NCBI's taxonomy places the organism in Eukaryota, Viridiplantae, Streptophyta, Magnoliopsida, Arecales, Arecaceae.
AUGGAGUCGGGAGGAGACUCAAACAACCAAAAGUUGAUAGAAGCCAUUGAAGGGAGUAGUGCUAGGUUAGGCAAUGUCUUAGACAAUGUAAUGGAGACAUUGGCCGCCAUGAGGAGGGAGAGCAAUGCCAAUGCCGAGAGGCUAGAAAAAAGAUAUGGAGAAAGGGAGAGCAAUGGUAGUGAUGGGCUCCGAAAUGAAAGAAGAAGGAGAGGAAGUAGGAGUGGAAGAGAAGAACCAUUUGAAAGAUGGGCCGAUGGUAUCCAUGAGGAGGAUCGGCCAAGAGAGUAUGAGGGAGAAGAGAGUGAGCCCCAAAGGAGUCCUCUACAUCGAAGGCCUCAUGGCCGGAGAGAAAGAGAGGAAAGGAGGAGAAGAGAGGAAGAAGAUGAUGUUAGGGUUUCGGAUCGGCAUGAUAGGAUCCGGAAACCGAAGAUCGAUUUCCCUACUUUUGGAGGAGGUGACCCUUAUGAGUGGUUGGAUAGAGUGGAGCAAUACUUCCUAGUGUACGAAAUCCCUAGGGAGGAGAAGGUGACUCUAGCUUCCUAUCACUUGGAGGGGAGGGCCAACCGAUGGUGGAGGUGGCUAAGGAACCUCUAUGCUAGAGAGGGGAAUCCAUUGGGAUGGACGGAGUUCAUGGAUGAGUUCUUGAAGCAAUGGGGACCAUCGCCGACCAUCAAUCAUCAUGGCCAAUUGGCCAAAUUGAAGCAAGAAGGCAAGAUUCAAGACUACAUCGACCAAUUCCGCCAACUACAAACCAUGGUGGAAGGGUGGUCCGAAGAAGCACUCCUUGGUACAUUCGUGGAUGGGCUCAAAUCGUGGCUAUCCAAGGAGAUCAAGCUCAAGCAGCCUACUCGACUUCAAGAUGCCAUGAGGAUGGCCGAAAUCAUGGAUCAAAACAACUUCCAUGACCGGCGGCCAACCAAGGAGUCUUUCAACCGCAAGGACUCCAAACCUUUGCAAUUGAAGCCUCAAAAUUCUGCAACAACGACCUCCAAACCACCACAACAUGAGGUUCGAAAGCUCAACCGGGAGGAGUUGCAAGAAUACAUCAAGAAAGGCCUAUGCUUCAAGUGCGGUAACAAAUGGGAGAAAGGCCACCAAUGCAAGCCCGGCCAAUCCUUUGCCAUCCACCUUGUGAGCAGCGAAGAUGAGGCCGAUGAAAGUGCUACUUCAUCCUCCGAAGAUAGCACCAUUGAUGAAGAAGAUGAAGCCACAAGAUCAGCCCAUGAGAAUGCCGAAGUGUCCUUGCAUGCACUAUCCGGAGUACAACGACCAUCGACGAUGAGGAUGAUGGCAUGGAUCGGAAGACAUGAGGUAUCCCUCCUUGUUGACAAUGGAUCCUCCCACAACUUCAUCAACCCGGAUGCUUUACAUAGGAUCGGACUCAAGGGGGCAGCCACCGAACCCUUUGAUGUGAAGGUUGCAAGUGGAGAUCGUCUACAAUGCCAAUCCAUUGUCAAAGAUGUGCGGCUCAAUGUCCAAGGAGUCCGCAUAGUGGCUGAUCUACAUGUCCUCCAACUAGUUGGCCUAGAUGUGGUUCUAGGCAACGCAUGGCUUCGGAGUAUUGGUAAGGUCAUCACCGAUUACAAAACGAUGACAAUGGAGUUCAAAGUCGGCACCAAGAAGAAGGUAUGGAUAGCAUUUCAUCCAAAGGAAGUUCGGCCUUGUGAAGCCAACAUGCUUGAGAGGCUAUGCCGUGGGGGAGCUUUAUGCCUCGCCGUGGUCAUGGCCAACCAAGGAGGGGCUGCGGGGGGACCUCAACCGCAGCCAAAUGAAGACAUGAGCACCCUUCCAUUGCAAGUACGCCAACUUCUUGAAGCUCACCAAAAAGUCUUGGAGCAACCGACCCACCUUCCACCACAAAGACCUUUUGAUCAUCCGAUCCGGCUCAAGGAUGAAAGCAAGCCCAUCAAUGUACCUCCUUACCGGUAUGCUCACUUCCAAAAAGGUGAGAUCGAAAGGCAAGUUGAAGAGAUGAUGAAGCAAGGGUUGAUCCGCCCAAGUACAAGUCCAUUUUCUUCCCCGAUCCUCUUGGUAAGGAAGAAAGAUGGAUCAUGGAGAUUUUGCACGGAUUACCGAGCUUUGAAUGAAGCCACAAUCAAAGAUCGCUUUCCUAUACCCACGGUGGAUGAGAUGCUAGAUGAACUCCAUGGCGCAAAGUACUUCACAAGAUUGGAUCUAAGAGCCGGCUACCAUCAAAUUAGAAUGAGGAAGGAAGACAUCCACAAGACGGCCUUCCGCACCCAUUCCGGCCACUAUGAAUACCUAGUCAUGCCAUUUGGUCUAUGCAACGCUCCAUCAACCUUUCAAGCGGCCAUGAACAAGGUAUUCAAGCUUCACCUCCGAAAGUUCGUCAUAGUUUUCUUUGAUGACAUAUUAGUCUACUCAAAGUCCAAGGAGGAACAUAUGAAGCAUUUGGAUCAAGUCAUGAGUAUCUUGGAAGAACAUAACUUCUACAUCAAAGCUUCCAAGUGCGCCUUUAUGCAAGAAGAACUUGAGUAUCUUGGGCAUAUUGUUUCCGGCCAAGGCGUGAGAGUGGAUCCACGCAAGAUAGAAGCUAUGACCGAUUGGCCUUUGCCCAAAGACAUUUCAGCCUUGAGAGGGUUCUUAGGCCUCACCGGCUACUAUAGAAGGUUUGUAAGGGACUACGGCCUCAUUGCUAAACCCUUUACCAACAUGCUAAAGAAGGACGGGUUCGAAUGGACUUCAGCCGCCAAACAAGCAUUUGAAGAACUUAAGAGAGCCAUGACUCAAACCCCGGUGCUUGCUCUUCCAAAUUUCAGCCAACCAUUUCAAGUCUACACGGAUGCAAGCAAUGAAGGAAUUGGUGCGGUCCUAGCACAAGACAAGAGGCCCUUGGCCUACAUUUCUAAGGCUCUCGGUCCUCAAAAGAAGGCAUGGAGUACCUAUGCUCGGGAGAUGCUUGCCGUGGUCCAUGCGGUCAAAGUUUGGAGACCCUACUUACUUGGGAGACGCUUCACCAUUGUGACCGACCAACAAGCUCUUCGGCAUCUCCUCACACAAAAGAUUGUCACUCCGGAUCAGCAAAAAUUCCUGGUAAAACUUCUUGGCUUUGAAUAUGACAUCAUUUAUCAACCAGGGAAGGAAAACAAGGUGGCGGAUGCAUUGUCACGCAAAGAAGGAAGCCCCGUCCUAGAUACCACCCUUGAGGACAAGGUUGGGGACAUUAGGGACAUAGACAUACCCUUUGUAGAAGAUGAGACCGUCUCGGAUUUUGAAGUUGGCCACCCCAUCGGCUGCGGCUUCCACCUUUUCUAUGAUCUCUUGGGAUCGGCUGUCAAGCUUGGUGGCUUCACGGAUUCGGUCCCAAAUUCGCCAAUCAGCUCCACUAAUGGCAAUGCAAGUGGGCUCUUCUUCUUCGGGUGGUAA